Botrytis sinoallii is the source of this 2106-nucleotide messenger RNA. RefSeq lists its product as uncharacterized. Bases 382 to 2106 code for a protein of 574 amino acids. The transcript has 3 exons. The record is from RefSeq and is a predicted model, not a curated record. Lineage: Eukaryota; Fungi; Ascomycota; Leotiomycetes; Helotiales; Sclerotiniaceae.
GUUUGUCAAUCUGUACUUUGCCAUAUGCAUAUUCUGCUACAUAUUUACUAGGGUUAUUCAAGGCGUCUCUUUCAACAGGGUUACACCACCAUUAAUUGAUGCAAACUGGCUUGAGAAAACUGAAAGUCAAGGCCUUUGAUUUGUAUCUGCCUAACUGCAGUGUUUGUGGCGUGGUCUUGUCUCACAUACCGAUUGUUACCAGUUUUGCAAUAAGGCCUGAGAGUACUAAAGACUGCAAGAUCAUCUCACCGAGCUGUUAGCUUGCCUUCAAGAGGACAGAUCGUUUUCCAUCAAGAUAACAAAUAUUCUUUAAAACAAGAUUCUACUUCAUUGUUUCAAAUUCAAUACACAAGGAAGAUAGUCUACUUCCCAGACAACACAAUGACAAUGCCAGUCUUUCCCCUUGAUAUGGCCCUCAGUACAAAAAUUAUGUCUGUCAGCGCCGCUGAAGUACGGCCACUAAUUGGUAACUUAGCUAGUGACAGCAAUCUUCGUGAUUCAAUCAAAUUGCCUAUAAUGACGCCCGAAAAAGAGGAACUUGCAUCUCAUACAAGUACUAUUGACUCUAGUCUUUCGAUCACUACAACUGUGUCCAGAGCACAGCAAAGCACGUCAUCGGAUUCGAUCAUCACCAUGUCAUUGCAAGAGCAGAUUGCGAAAACACUACUUCUGCCAUUGCCCAAGCGUCACCAUGCUAUGCCAGCUUAUUUUUCGGUUAAGGGGCACCUCAACUCGAAAUUUUCUCAUCUUAGGAAGCGCCGAUGCACGCAAUGCGAGCGACAUCGGCUACAAUGCCUAAAAGAAAGCGCUGAUGUGGAAUGUAAAUCAUGCAAAGAUGCUGGAAAAAAGUGUGUCUUUAACACGCGAUUUUUGAAGGCAGACAGACUCUUGGACUUUAAGACAUCGGACAAGAACAAGGCUUCUGAGAGUUCUUUAUACCAGUCCAGCGAGCAGCCCAAUACGGAACUGUCUCGGACUCGGGGUUCAAUAGUGCUUGGACACAGUCCUAUCUAUCAACGUCAAUCGACUGACGACACAAUAAACCUUGACCAAAAUUCGGCGAAUACAUUGGCUUUGUCGAUAGAUGCCACGGUUUGCGAACAGAGACAAAGGGAAGCAUUAGGUUCCAACAGCAUUGGGUCUAGGUAUCUCGAAAGGGGGACUUAUGCACCAUCAAAUGCUUUCGCGAGGCAAAGCUGCGAUAUAGACAACAUUCGCUCUAGACUCGGUAGAGAAAGCGUCGAUGACGACCAGAUCACCAGUCCAUUAGCAUAUUUGGAGACACUGAUACUCCAAUACACUGAACUGGUAAAAGGCAGUUCUAUGGCACCACUAGCCAGGGCCAAAAGCUUUUGGGAACUUCUUUGCAUCGAGGAUGAAAAGGUUCCUGCUUCGAAUGCUGACACGACGCUGGCUAAUAUUCGCGGCUUAUUGGAUGUUCCAACUGGGGUACUCAUCAGGCAAAAAGUUGACUAUCCUUUGUUGAAAACGCAUCUGAAACCAUUGGAUUUUCUGAGGGGAGUAAUUGCAUACAUCAUAUGCGAUUUUACCUUCCAAGGAAACUCAGCUUUCCGUGACGAUGCAAUAUUACGGAAGACAGCAUACCUUUGCUUUUCCGAGCACGUUGCAGAUAUAUUUUUGCAGGAAUAUCAUCGGCAAAUGGCAGAGACCCAGCCUUUUGAAGACCGCAUGAAAUUGCGUCGCACAAGCAUGUCAGAAAAAAUGAAUAUGAUCAUGCAGCCCUUGAUUGGUGCUGGUGAUAAUAUGAAUAGUUUUCACGAAAGCAUGGCAAAAGUGGGCAAUGAGCUGCACAACAUCGUGGGGUCAUACAAAGGAGAGUUUGAAAGCAUUUGGGCGCCUCCCGAUUCAAAGUUCGACUCGAGGAUACACGCCCUAGAUGACUCUCAAUUGCAUCCGAACUUUGUUAUCGAAGGUGGAGACGUUCUCAUAACUACAUGUUUUGGAGUCAAGUACAAAGCUCCGGGUAGAGACUGGAGAGUUUGCGCCCCCGCAAAAGUAAUCUUAGCCCCACCAACCAUGGUGAGAUCAACAAUCAAACGCGGUCGGGAGGAAGAUUUACCGUCUGCUCGGAAGUCCCGGAAAUGA